AUGGAUGACGGCAACACGAGAUUUGCUUCUACACAAGGGGAAAUCUUUACAAGGGAAGAGAUACAGAAGAUUCUGUUCACAGAGACUUACGAGGAAACAUUUGGAAGCUUGGGAGCAAAAGAGGCAUAUCACGAGCUUCUACGCUUAAAGAAAAAGGAAAUCGAGCUACAUCUACAUGGAGUCUCCCUCUCCGAUUAUUAUAGGGAGAAUAAAGUACCGAGAGGCUUCAGGAUCAACAAUACGCCUACCUUGGGGAGAAACAACGCCGAUUUCUGCAAGCGUUGGUGCCAAGUGUUGGAUCGGUGUUCCCUCGACUUGAUGCUGCUAGUGAUCGAGGAGGUCGGCCGGGAAUUAAAAUUGGUCCGCAGUGAUCUGUCCAGCUUCAAUAAGACGCAUCUUAAAACCCUGCAAAGUGACAGAGAAACAGAGUGGCUGGUGCGCCUUGAAGAACAAACCGGCAAGUUUAAAGCAGAGCUCCUGGCAUUCAAAAGCGCAAAGCGCUUAAAGGUUAUCCAGGACUAUAAGGAGAAUACCGUAUAUCUGUGGCAGCAGAACGCCAGCGUGAGGAAGCGGAGGAUGGAAUGGAGAACGAGGAGAUCCCCAGCGCGAUCAGCACAGAGCGGCGCAUCAGAGAGCGAGGGGGAGACAAGCGCGCAGGAAACCCCGCGCCAACAGGUGCCUUUUUUGGGGGAACGCCGGCACAACAACGGGGAUCCAGGAAGGCCACCCGUCGGGGGGGUCGCAGCAACGGCAAAAGAUACACGACCGCAGCGGCAACGAACACAGAAGAAGGGGAAGGAAUAAUAUUUAACCUCUCCUCAUAUCAACUCACAGGCCCAGAGGAAUCCCUGCUAAAGAAAGGACUAGGAUACGUACCCAUGGAAGCCAUACAAUGUAUCUGCCGUUCGAGAUAAAGUAAGCAACAACUAAAAAAUUCUUUAUCGUGGAUUUUAUUCUUGUACAAUUUGUAUUUAUUCACAAUUAUGAUUGUUCCAAUAUAU
Messenger RNA from Xenopus laevis (African clawed frog), 1001 nucleotides. RefSeq lists its product as uncharacterized. NCBI's taxonomy places the organism in Eukaryota, Metazoa, Chordata, Amphibia, Anura, Pipidae. The transcript is spliced from 2 exons. The record is from RefSeq and is a predicted model, not a curated record. The coding region runs from base 1 to 804 and encodes 267 amino acids.